AAUGGCCUUUCGGGGAGACGAAAAGCCACUCCAAGUUUUCUGAAUCGUCCAGAAACCAAUCCCAUUAAAAAGGAAAAAUCCUUUUUGAGUUAUUUUCUUUUGCAACAAUGGGAGCAUCUUCUUCGACGGAGCAGCCGGCAUCGGCGGAGCAACGGGAGUUGGAAAACAUCGCCGCUUCCACGGGAGCUCUUCCUUUGCUUCAAAAAUCCUUCCCAAACCUCUCCGACCCUCAAACCAACGCAAUCUCCGUCCAAACACUUCAGCAAUGUUUUCAUUUAUGUUACGAAGACCCAGUUUGCGAAUCACAGCAAAAGCCAGAGUCUUUCCCUAGGUUGUUGGAUCACUUGGGAUCAUCGAUUGUAGACUUAUUUUUCUUGUCUGAAAAAGGUGGCAUAAAUUGGUUAGGGUUUCUAGGUGGUUACGUGAAGUGCUGUGGGAGAAUGUCUACAUCAAUGUCUCUUAAUAUAUUGUUGAGAAUAUUUGCUAUGGCAGUGAAAAAGUUGGGGCUUUCUUCGAAUUUGGAGUUCGAACCGGAUGAUGCUGAUUGCAAGAUCAAUGGGUCUUUACUACCCUCUGAUCUGCUUCUUCUUCUUUGGAUGUGUUGGGCUAUGUUGUGGAAUGCUAGGACCUUGAAAUCUUCUGAAAGGAAAGGGAAUCUAUUAUUGCCUGAUAUUAAUCAUUUGGUGUUGUCUGCUGUUGUUGCAUGUGCUGAAGUUGAUAGCAGCUUUGAUUUAUGGAAUUGUGAUAUAGUAGGCUUGGAUGUUCAGCUUCCCGUGGGAAAGUUUCUUAAUUGGGCAAUAACCACGGCGCCAAUACUUUCAGACUGCCUUACACAAUAUGUUAAUAGAAGACUUCAAAUCUCGGUUCUUGCAGAGGAUGAAGCAGGAUCUUCAGAAUCUAUUUCAGGAGAUAUGUCUCCAAACGCAUCUCAAGCUUUACUUUUAACACGUGGAAGGGCAUGGGCAAUUUCCCUUGCACCUAGAAGCACCAUCACUGAAGAAAUUUUGAAAUUAUGCUUUUCUGCUGAUAUUGUUGGAACUGAUGAAAAUCUUCUUUAUCGGUCCUCUACUCAUGGAAAAGGCUUGAACAGAUUCUGGUCGAAUGUCGAAGGUUAUCAUGGUCCAUUACUUGUUCUCAUAUCUGCUAAUUCAGAAGAUGCCUAUCAGGAUAAUAACAAAGCCAGGAAAUGGAUCAUAGGAGCACUUACACAGCAGGGUUUCGAAAAUAAGGAUACAUUCUAUGGAAGCUCGGGGAACCUAUAUGCUAUAAGUCCGAUCUUCCAUGUAUUUUCACCUUCAGGGAAAGAGAAGAACUAUGUAUACAGUCAUUUGCACCCUACAGGAAGAGUUUAUGAAUCACAUCCAAAGCCAGUGGGAAUUGCAUUUGGAGGAACUACUACAAAUGAGAGGGUAUUUAUAGAUGAGGAUUUUGCAAAGCUAACUGUUCGCCACCAUGCAAUGGACAAAACUUACCAACCUGGUUCCCUUAUCCCAAACCAGGGAUUCCUCCCAGUAGAAGCUUCGAUAUCAGAAGUCGAAGUAUGGGGACUUGGUGGUAAGACUGCAAAGGAAGUCCAGGAUUCAUACAAGAAAAGAGAAGAACUUUUUACUGAGCAAAGAAGAAAGGUUGACUUGAAAACAUUUGCAACAUGGGAUGAUUCACCUGAGAAGAUGAUGAUGGAUAUGAUGGGUGAUCCCAACAGAGUUCAGCGAGAAGAUCGCUGAGCCAUUCACUCCAACGUUAACCAUCAUUUAAUACUAUAGUUUUCUUGCUUUGGUAAUAAUAAUAAUAGGUUUGGCCAUCAGUCAUGUGGAUCAUCUGUAACUAUUUCGAAGAGAUACGUCAAUGAGAAAACAAUUUCUUCGUUCUGUUGUACAUUGGUUGUAUAAAUUUUUAGUCUCUGAAUUUUGUCUUUUCA
Messenger RNA from Gossypium raimondii (Peruvian cotton), 1918 nucleotides. RefSeq lists its product as uncharacterized. Bases 108 to 1724 code for a protein of 538 amino acids. Lineage: Eukaryota; Viridiplantae; Streptophyta; Magnoliopsida; Malvales; Malvaceae. The record is from RefSeq and is a predicted model, not a curated record. The transcript has 7 exons.